AACUGUUAACCAGAUGGAAAAAUUGAAGAGGAAAUGAAACUUUGAUCAUUGAGAUGUGAAAAAGUCACAGGAAAAACUGUAUUCUUGGGAUUCUAUUUGUCCAGAAUCCUAAGAAACUUUGGAUCCACUGACACUACUGCUGGAGAACUAUACAAUGGCAACAAACAACAGCAAUUGUAGUGAUUCAUUUAAAAAAGAACUGUUAGCUCCUAUCUACGGUGUGGAGAUGUGUGUGGCACUGGCGGGGAACAUACUGGCACUGUGGCUGCUUGUGACUAAGGAGAGAAAGAACUGGCAUAUGGGAGUGGUGUUCUCCUGCAACCUGAUCAUCAGCGACAUCUUUUACGCCGUCGUUCUUCCUCUUCGUGUCGUCUACUAUUCAAAAGGACAGGUCUGGAUAUUUGGUGAAGCUGUCUGCAAAAUAGAGCGCUUUCUCUUCACCUGUAACCUCUACGUCAGCAUUUACUUCAUCAUGUGCAUCAGUGUUGCUAGAUACCUGGCUAUCGUUCAUCCCUUUUUCACACGCAAACACAUUCGCCCAAAACAUGCCAAGAUCGUCAGUCUGUUCGUCUGGAUCUUUGUGGCAAGCAUUUCAUCUCCAAUCCUCUACUUUUCAGGUAUGAAGAACAAAAAGUGUUACUUAUCUGCAAAGCUGGACAAACCAGUCAUUUCUAACCCCAGGGUGUUUAUGACUAUUAUGGGCUGUUUGGUCCCCUUUGUAGUUACUUUUGCAUCAUAUUUUGGUGUAAUAUGGGUGGUUUGUAAAAAUGCAAAUAUCACCUUAUUAGAGAAGAAAAAAGUGGCCCUGAUUGUGGGUUUAGGCUGCGUCCUGUAUGCUGUGUCUUUUGUCCCCUAUCACAUUCUGCAAAUAUGGUACUUUAAACUGAAGGAAGGAAAUAAACCUAAUUGUUAUGUGCGUAAUGGAUACCAAGUGUCAAAGGCAUUAGCCUGCCUGAACAUGUGUCUUCAUCCCAUCCUGUACAUGGCUGUGUUUGACAGCAUCAGGGCAGUGUGCUGCAGAAGGACAGCAAAUUAAUACAACUUGUGAAAUCACCAGUUGGACUUAUUAUUAAUAUAAAACAGCUAUUUUAAGCGUCCAGAAUUUGUUUGUUUUUUUUGUUCUUAAUGCGUUUAAUCACACAGUUUCCUUAAGGACCCAGUGUGGCACUGUCUAUAAGUCCAUUAAGACUGUGAAGCCGAAGUUGAUCCUAAAUCUAUUACCAUGUUAAAUUGCAAAGCCAGUACAUUACCCUCUUGCGUCACACUGAAGUAUUUUCCAGCGUUUUAAAUUUGAGUGCUAACAAGUCAAAACUGCAUUACUGGGUCUUUUUUUUUUUUUUUUUUUUUA
Messenger RNA from Hemibagrus wyckioides, 1348 nucleotides. RefSeq names its product P2Y purinoceptor 11-like. The record is from RefSeq and is a predicted model, not a curated record. Gene Ontology annotation, biological process: cellular response to ATP; calcium-mediated signaling; G protein-coupled receptor signaling pathway. The coding region runs from base 155 to 1036 and encodes 293 amino acids. Lineage: Eukaryota; Metazoa; Chordata; Actinopteri; Siluriformes; Bagridae. The transcript has 2 exons. Gene Ontology annotation, cellular component: plasma membrane. Gene Ontology annotation, molecular function: G protein-coupled ATP receptor activity; neurotransmitter receptor activity.